AUGCCCAACGUUCUGAUCAUCGGAGCUACGAGGGGCCUUGGAGCAUCUCUUGCGAAUGCAUACGCUUCACAACCAAACACGACUGUUUAUGGAACAACACGAGCCGCAACCGCCCCUAAAGGACCUGAUGAGAAGAUUGCAUGGGUUCCGAACAUUGAUGUUAGUGACAGUGGCGUUGGAAAGAGACUGGUCAACCAACUGGGAUCGCUAGGUGUUGCUGGAGGAAUGGUGGGGGGCGACAGUGAGGUUAGGGGUUUUGACGUUGUGUUUAUCACUGCUGGAUACUUUGCAACUGAAGACUUCGUUGAAGGUCCGAAGUGGGAGGAGGAAGUCAAGAUGUACACAACUUCCGCCAUCUCCCCACCAUUCAUCGUCCACUCCCUGACUCGCGCGAAGUACUUGACCAAGGGUUCCAAGGUCCUCCUGAUAUCUUCCGAAUCCGGUUCCAUAACCUUGCGACACGAGAAGGAGGGAGGUGGAAACUAUGGACACCAUGCUAGCAAAGCUGCGUUGAAUAUGGUCGGAAAGCUUCUCAGUCUGGACCUCAAGGAUGAAGGUGUCAUCAUCAGCAUAUUGCACCCUGGAUUUAUGCGGACCGAGAUGACUGCUGGUGUAGGGUUUGACAAGUACUGGGACGACGGAGGAGCUGUAACUCCGGAUGAAGCUGCUAAGACUUUGAUUGAAUGGGCGGAAAAGCUUGAUAUGAGCAAAUCCGGGGAGUAUUGGGCACCAAGAGGACCACGUGACAUUGGUACAGCUGAAGUCACGAUUGGCAAAGGCUUGCCUACGCCUCUACAACUGCCCUGGUAG
Messenger RNA from Glarea lozoyensis ATCC 20868, 810 nucleotides. Its product is annotated as NAD(P)-binding Rossmann-fold containing protein. The transcript has 4 exons. Lineage: Eukaryota; Fungi; Ascomycota; Leotiomycetes; Helotiales; Helotiaceae. The record is from RefSeq and is a predicted model, not a curated record. Bases 1 to 810 code for a protein of 269 amino acids. Gene Ontology annotation, molecular function: oxidoreductase activity, acting on the CH-OH group of donors, NAD or NADP as acceptor.